This is a messenger RNA of Fusarium vanettenii 77-13-4, 507 nucleotides long. RefSeq lists its product as uncharacterized. The transcript is spliced from 3 exons. NCBI's taxonomy places the organism in Eukaryota, Fungi, Ascomycota, Sordariomycetes, Hypocreales, Nectriaceae. The coding region runs from base 1 to 507 and encodes 168 amino acids. The record is from RefSeq and is a predicted model, not a curated record.
AUGCCCACUCAGGGGAUGUACCGAAUGCUGGGUUUUCAGCUCGUACCGUUUUUGGUACAGCCUGCUGCAGAAUGUAGUCAGGUUCACCCUUUUACACGAAUCAGCAAAAACAGAGAGAAACAAGAGGCGCAUGCCAAGUCAGCUUCGCCCCUCCGCCCCUCCGUGCACAAGUCCGCAGUUACUUAUGACCAAGAUUUGAUGGAUUGUCAGCACACUGCAGUGGGUGGUUAUCCUCUUAUCCAAGUCCCAGGCUCUCCAAACAUCGCUGGCAUAAGAAAAACAAACAAAGCAACAGAAUUGUUGCUCCAAGUCAUGGGAAUCUAUGAAUUCAUGGUUUUGAAGAAAGAUCGGUUUAACGCGUACGAUGUACACGUCGUUCCUCAUUUCGAGACUCUCCAUCUCGAAGCUGUUCCUUUGGCAGAACAGUUGGAGGGUCUUGAUGAGGUCUUCUGGAUUUCGGAUGCAAUCCGACGGAAUAUGUCGUACUAUGGGCUUGUCGUCCAUUGA